This is a messenger RNA of Gasterosteus aculeatus aculeatus (three-spined stickleback), 3141 nucleotides long. Lineage: Eukaryota; Metazoa; Chordata; Actinopteri; Perciformes; Gasterosteidae. The record is from RefSeq and is a predicted model, not a curated record.
UGCCGAGGCCUUGGAUCGUGGACGAGAAGAAGGAUGACGGCUACACCGCACUGCACCUGGCUGCCCUCAACAACCACGUGGAGGUGGCUGAGCUGUUGGUGCACCAGGGCAAUGCCAACCUGGACAUCCAGAACGUCAACCAGCAGACUGCAUUGCACCUGGCAGUGGAGCGUCAACACACCCAGAUAGUCCGGCUGCUGGUGCGGGCGGAGGCCAAGCUCGACGUGCAGGACAAGGACGGGGACACGCCGCUCCACGAGGCACUGCGUCACCACACACUGUCCCAACUGCGGCAACUCCAAGAUAUGCAGGACGUCAGCAAAGUGGAGCCCUGGGAACCCUCCAAGAACACAUUAAUCAUGGGCUUGGGCACCCAGGGGGCAGAGAAGAAGAGUGCAGCAUCCAUCGCCUGCUUCCUGGCAGCUAACGGAGCGGACCUGACCAUCCGUAACAAGAAGGGCCAGUCCCCUCUGGACCUGUGUCCAGACCCCAGCCUCUGCAAGGCUCUGGCCAAGUGCCACAAAGAGAAAAGCAGCGGCCAGGUGGGGACCCGCAGCCCGUCUCAGAACAGCAACAUCGAGUCCUUGGACGAGUGCAUGGUGUGUUCGGACCUGAAGAGAGACACUCUGUUCGGGCCCUGCGGACACAUCGCCACCUGCUCCCUCUGCUCGCCCCGCGUCAAGAAGUGUCUCAUCUGCAAGGACCAGGUCCAGUCCAGAACUAAGAUCGAGGAGUGCGUAGUCUGCUCUGACAAAAAGGCAGCCGUGUUGUUCCAGCCCUGUGGCCACAUGUGCGCUUGUGAGAACUGUGCCAGCCUCAUGAAGAAGUGCGUACAGUGUCGGGCUGUAGUUGAGCGCCGCACUCCCUUUGUUCUGUGCUGUGGAGGGAAAGGUAUGGAGGAUGAGGCCGCUGAUGAUGAUGAUGAUGAUGAUGAUGAUGAUGAUGACCGUAGGAGCUCUAACACUAUGGCAGGGGGAUCGCAGGAUCUUCUCCAGCCCAACAAUCUGGCACUAAGUUGGUCCAGCGGAAACAUCCCGGGUCUGCAGAGAGACAAGGACAACACCAACGUCAACGCUGAUGUGCAGAAGCUGCAGCAGCAGCUGCAGGACAUAAAGGAGCAGACGAUGUGUCCGGUGUGUCUCGACCGGCUGAAGAACAUGAUCUUCAUGUGCGGCCACGGCACCUGCCAGCUGUGUGGGGACCGAAUGAGCGAGUGCCCCAUCUGCCGCAAGGCCAUCGAGCGCCGCAUCCUCCUUUACUAGACCCCUCCGCCACCACGCCUGCCCUCUCCCACACCGACAACACCCCCCCCUCUCCACAGACUCUUUCUCCUCUCUCAAAGCCCUCAACGCGCCCGCAAAGCCACAAUCACACCAGCUGCCCGCUGCCGCCGCCAUCCCCACAGCGCCCGGGUCAUUCGGCCGGCCGGGGGCGCCCACGCUCCGUUGUUUCAGGUGGAACUUCUAAAAAAAAAAAUCUGAAUUGACUUUUAGCAGUUGCGCCGUUCUGUCGCGUGUUGCAAACCGCAGCGAUGCGAUCUUCAGGGGCGCCCGCGUCUGCAUUUCAAGCCAGAACAGCGCUCAGCUUUUUCAGGACUGCCCAGGAGGCUCCGCCCCCUUUCCCGUUCCCUCUGAUGUAAAGUUCUCACGCGCCUGUCGAGUUUUAUUGUCAGUACAUCUCAAUCCACGUGUAUUGGUAUCGGAAGCUCCAGGUGUGGAUUUUAAGUCGUUCGUUUCACAAGAGAAUAGCAGGUCUGUGACUCGUUACCGUUUGCGCCGCUCGGCGGUCCGGCGGCGCCGCUCGCCGAUGGAAACCGGGCGUUGGCAGUUUUUUACACCUGCAAGAGCCGCGUCAGGGUAAAGGCUGUUUUCCGCAAUGACUCUGGCGGCCCCCCUUCAGCCCGUUUCUAAAGCACUGAUGGAGUUGUAGCAGCUGCCCGGGAGCACACCGCACCCCGCUAACCGGGCCGCACCACGAUCCGCGGCCUCGCAGACACGCCCCUUUUUGGGCUGUGAAACGCUGGCGCGUAACGAUUCAACAGCAACACACACACACACACACACACACACACAUUCAGCUUGUGUCCAGUGAUCAGCCGCUGUACCUGUUUGUUGUACACACAGACCCACACGAUGCAAACACUUCUGUAUCUCGUCACAACUUGAUGUUAAACUAUUGAGACUCGAUCGUCUUGACAAACAUGUACAAUUCAACGAGCAGUGCUAAUUUACCAUUGACAACGCUGUGCCAUUUGCUUCCAAAAAUGUUACUUGUUAAAUAACUUGGGGGUAUGGGGAGAAGGUGCUCUUUAUCUUGUAUUACUUUUUAUUUAAGUGUAUCAAAAUCCACAUUUAUUUGAGCUCGAGAGUAAAAUCUAUUGAAACACUAAGAUGAAAAUGUAGAAUAAAUUAUUUUGUAUUGCUGCCCAAAAAAAAAAAUAGGAUUUAUAGGUAACACUGCCUUCCUAAUAUGUAGCCUCAAAAUCUCUAACGUUCUGCUUUGAUAUUAAUGUUGAGAUUCAUUUGUGAUGUUUUGCGUUUUCUUUCUGGCGAUCAUCAGUAGAAGCAUUUUCUUUUUCUCUCUGAAAUAGAUCCCUGCAGGCCGAACUGGUUCAUUUCAUUUGCGAAACAAAAAAAAAAAGUUUAAAAAAAAGACAUUUUGUCAAAAGCGUCCAGUAUGUUUUCAUCAGUGUUUUAUUUGGGAGGAAAGCUAAUGAUUUUAUAAAGACAGAACUGCCUUACCUGUUUUCAAAGGCAGUUGCCCACGUGGAGACUGUGUGGCAAUUUGCAUCUGCAUAAGAGCAUUUUUUUUUUUCUUCCUUACCUCUUUUGACUGAAAGCAACUUUUUUGAGUAAGGUUUUGAUUCUUUUCAUUGAUCAUGAUAACACUUAAAGCUAGAAGCACUAAUACGCUUUAUGUUAGUGUUGUCUCGUUACGGUUGUCAUGAAAAAGCCUAUUUUGUACUUCAUUUUCAAUACCUGUGACUGUCCUGUUGGAAAUGUAUCGGUAGUAUUUUCUUUGGCAUGAAUGUUUGACAUAUGCAGUACGACAUGUAUCAUGGAAACCGUUCUGUCUGUAUUGCUAAGAAGUGCUUUUAAAACAACCAUAUAGCUGAAAUAAAGUUCUACACGAACCACGGGA